This is a messenger RNA of Fonsecaea erecta, 2007 nucleotides long. RefSeq lists its product as hypothetical. The transcript has 2 exons. Gene Ontology annotation, molecular function: mRNA binding. Bases 1 to 2007 code for a protein of 668 amino acids. Lineage: Eukaryota; Fungi; Ascomycota; Eurotiomycetes; Chaetothyriales; Herpotrichiellaceae. The record is from RefSeq and is a predicted model, not a curated record. Gene Ontology annotation, cellular component: nucleolus. Gene Ontology annotation, biological process: regulation of translation.
AUGGCAACGAGCAAGCGCCAAAGCGAGAGUGCAGACUAUAAAGCGUCUAAAAGGAUCAAAGUCGACAAAACCCGGUCAAAAGUCAAGGAUGUGCCUAGGGAGGAGUUUGGAGGCCUCGACCAUGCAAAGAACAGCUCCGCGCCUGAUUCAGCAGAGAAAACGCACAAGAGGUUGAUAGGAAAGUCUGGGCCUACGAUACAUGGCUCAGUCAACAAGUCAGAAACAUAUCUAAAUGGCCAAACCUCACGCGAAGCCCAUGCGAAGCAAAAGGCCCUCGCACACGAUCGCAAGGCCGCCAAGCCUAACGCCGACUCCAUCGCCCGGUCGAAGAAGAUCUGGGAGCGCCUGCGCCGCAAAUCCCAUGUUCCCAAGCAAGAACGAGAUGAACUGGUCAAUGAACUGUUCCAGAUCAUAUCAGGGCGAGUCAAGGAUUUCGUAUUCAAACAUGACUCUGUGCGGGUUAUCCAAUGUGCUUUGAAAUAUGCAACCCCGGAACAGAGGAGGCGGAUCACAACGGAGCUGAAGGGUAGUUACCGAGAACUGGCGGAGUCGAAGUAUGCGAAAUUCCUGAUAGCAAAGAUGGUUGUCGGCGAUGACUCAAGUCGGGAUGCCGUGGUUGAGGAGUUCUACGGCCAUGUGAAGAGGUUGAUUCGCCAUCCUGAAGCAAGCUGGAUCGUCGACGAUAUUUACAGGACCAUUGCGACGAAGCAGCAGAAGGCCAUCAUGCUCCGAGAAUGGUACGGGCCCGAGUUCGUCAUAUUCGGCAAGUCAAAGACACAACACACCUCAAAAGAUGAGCAAGCGACUGCUGAACUUUCCGAAAUUCUCGCCGAACACCCUGAAAAGAGAGGUCCCAUCAUGUCCCACCUUCACGAAAUGACGAAUCAGCUUGUUCAAAAGAAGACCACGGGUUUUACCAUUCUUCACGACGCCCUGUUACAGUAUUUCUUGAACUGCAAACCUGGAAGCCCGGAAAUCGCCGAAUUCUUCUCCAUGCUCCGCGAUGACGAGGAAGGAGACAUCUACAAGAACCUCGCCUUUACAAAGUCGGGCUCUCGACUGCUGUGUCUUUGCCUGGCACACGGCAACUCCAAGGAUCGAAGAGGGAUACUGAAGUUUUUCAAGACGCAUAUCAAACUUCUCGCGAACGACCAAUACGGGCAUAAUGUGCUGUUGACGGCGUAUGAGGUUGUGGAUGAUACGGUGAUGACUUCGAAGACAAUCUUCCCGGAGCUUCUGAGCAAGGACCUUGAGUCUGAUGCAAGGGAGCAGGAGUUGCUCGCGCAGGUCGAGCAUCUAACCGCGCGUACUCCACUGCUCUAUCUCAUGUCCCCUGAUGCACCGAAGUGGCUCAUCACGAACGAAACGGCGGCACUGAUUUCGGAGGUUCGUGACAUCCGGAAAGAGACAUCCAAGAAGGAUCCGGAGACACGCCGCAUCGAACUGGUGAAGAAUAUUGCACAGCCUCUUCUCGAUCUUAUUGCAAAUCAGGCGCGAUAUCUGGCACAGUCUACCUUUGGGUGUCAGUUCAUCACGGAGACCGUGUUUGGUUGUGCUGGGGUUAGUGACGUGCAGGCUGCGUUGAGUGCGAUCGCGGAUGUGGCAGCCGAGGCGGUCAAAGAGAAAGAGCAAGAAGAAGAGAAGGGUAAGAUCCUUGAAACGCCUGCGGUAGGUCGCAUGCUCAAGGCUCUCGUGCAAGGUGGCCGGUUCAACAAAGCGACAAAUUCAAUCCAACUGGUUGAUCCGCCUUUGAAAUUCGGCGAACUGUUGUUCCAGAAGAUCCAAUCGGAGGGUGGGCAGGAGGAAAUCGUGGCCUGGGCAAAUGGACCGAACAGUUUUGUUGUUGUUGCCAUGUUGGAGGCUGAGAAUUUUGACAUGAAAGACGAAUUAAUGGAGGUGUUGAGAAAGCAGAAGCAAAAUUUGGACAAGGAGAACAGAGGCGCCGCUCUCAUUUUGGAGAAGAUUGGCAGUGGUGGUGGGGAAGGGAAAGGCAAGCAAGACAAUUGA